GGCUUUGUUAUGUUCAAAGUUUUGGGAAGAGCUAGUAAACCAAAAACAUUACAGAGGUCUGUGCACUUUAGGGUUUUCAUGUUUUAUUUACAACACACAGAAGAUGGCUGUACUACUCCGACUGCAUGGUAUUCAUUUGAUGGUCUUCCUAAUUUGCUGUCAUUCCAUCCGUGCAUCAGACCAAUGCGAUGAGGAAGUGGCAAGGCUGAGGGAACGGGAAAAGCUUCUGAAAAGUCAACUUCAAAAACAAGACCUCCUCCUACAAAGACUAAGACUUUUUAACCAAGCUAAAAACGAGGCAAAUACAAAAGUCGUCAAGAUCCUCGAAACAAACCACAAAGACUGUUCCCAACUCUACAUUUCUGGCUCAAAAGUCAGUGGUUUCUACAACAUCCAACCCCAUGUCUCCAUUAAUCCAAUUAGAGUGUACUGUGAUAUGAGUGACGGAGGUGGUUGGACUGUUAUGCAAAGAAGGGUCAAUGGAGCAGAAACAUUUAACAGAUCAUGGGUGGAUUAUAAGAAUGGAUUUGGAAACAUGGUUUCAGACCUUGGAGAAUUUUGGCUUGGGAAUCAGAACCUGCAUUCUAUCACUGCACAAGGCAAUUACACACUAAGGAUUUAUCUGGAAGACUUUGAUGGUAACCAACGCUAUGCUGACUACAACAACUUCAAAGUUGCAGAUGAAAAGGAUCACUACAGACUGACUUUCGGUGCAUAUACUGGAACAGCAGGAGAUGCUCUUUCUGGGAAUUACGAGGCUGGUGUGUCAGACUGGGCCAGUCAUCAGGGCGCGCCAUUCAGCACAUAUGACAAGGAUAAUGACAAGUACGAAGGAAAUUGUGCAGAGGAAGAUAAAGGCGGCUGGUGGUUCAACAAGUGCCACUCAGCCCAUCUCAAUGGCAGGUACUACGCAUAUGGGUACUACAGUGCAGUGACAGAUGAUGGUGUGGUGUGGUACACUUGGAGAGGAUGGUGGUAUUCCCUGAAAACCAGCAUCAUGAAACUUCGACCUGAUAACUUCAAAAUUGACCCUUUGGAUGACCCCAAUGUUGUUCGCAGAGAUCCCGCAACUUAAGUCAAACCAUAGACUUCAUAAUGUAUUGAUGGGACACGGGGCCGAUAAAUAGGGGGCCUGGAUUGUUGGCAAGGCCGUCAAAGCUGACCGAGUGGAAUCACAAAUAAAAUUCUUGUGAAUAAAAUGUUUAAAUCCCCGAAUUCUUUAUAGAUAUGGACGUAAAACAGUCUGGAUUCUUGGUGAAAACCAAAACAAAAAACAAAAAAAAUGUGCAGUUAGCAUUUAUUUUACGUAAAUAUGUCAAAGUACAAUGCUAGUUUGUUUGUAAAUGUAGCUAGCGGCCGCCUGAUGUAAACAGAGCUUUUCCAGUGAAAAUUCUUGUGAAUAAAUGCUUGGAUUCCCAAAUUCUUUAUAGAUAUGGACAAAAAAACAGUCUCGAUUCUUGGUUAUAAGAAAAAUAAAAAACGGGCAGUUAGCAUUUAUUUUACGUAAAUAUGUUGAAGUACAAUGCUUGUCCGUUUGUAAAUGUAGCUAGCGGCCGCCUGAUCUGAACAGAGCUUUUCCGGUGAAAAUUAUAGUGAAUAAAUGCUUAAAUCCCUGAAUUCUUAAGAGAUAUGAACGUAAAACAGUCUCGAUUCUUGGUUAAAAGAAACAAAAAAAACAUGCAGUUAGUGUUUAUUUUACGCAUAUAUUGCAAACUAUGAUGCCAAUGCGGUAUCGGAUCAUUUCUCCCGUUGAUUUUUUUCACAACGUUUCAGAAUGCAUGCAUGGUACGAAAAAUAUAUUAAUUACCUUGAAUCCUCGAACAAAUCACUUCUGAGACAAUCCUUCCUGUUUGUAUGCGGUACAGCUUUCGUACUUUUUCAACAGAAAUCCGGCGUUAGAUCGCUGUGUGCCUAUGUUUGUGAAUAGCUCCUCCUUAUGUGGUCGGCCCCUUACUUGAAUGAGAGGCGCAGUGCAUGACCGAUCUGACCCGUCAAUACAUUAUGAAGUCUAUGGUCAAACUUUGGUGGAUUAAACCACAGCAGUGCAUUGCAAUACAAGUUUAAUUUGGUCCAUCAUCGUAUUGUAAAACACUUGUAUCUCAAACAAUCUUUUUUAAUUGAAAUGAACGAAAAUUACAAGAAUCUCUUACAGACUUCCAUUUGUAAUCGAAUAACCUUUGCUUAAAUGUUUAUAGCCCAUUGACAACUGUGCUAUUUGCUAGCUUCUCUAUGCGUUUUUGCAUUGUUAGUUAGCAUUAGGCUAAUUGGCUGUCUUAUGAAAACAUUAUUUGAUUGCUAAAAAGCGUAAAAUAUGAGGCGUUCACUGCCACCACUCAGUGCUUCGGUCUUUUUUGGGAGGUUUUCCCCCACACUGUCAAUAUGCACAAACCAUUUCAAAAUUCUAAACCAGACAUGUCCAAAGUGCGGCCCGGGGGCCAAAUGCGGCCCGUGGUCAAAUUUCAUCCGGCCCCCAGCCUCUGUCAUAGAUCAAUAACGUCUGGCCCGCACACAGACUUAUUAAAUUGGUCAUCAGUACUACUACCAGCAUAUGAUGUAUCUUACACACUAAAUUUACCCACUAAAAGGCAGCAGCACUCUAAGCAAUGUUACCCCGUGUGACACUUGACUUCCAAUUUUCUAAAAUGGCAACAAUCAACAACAACAACAAAAAAGUUGACUGCGACAGCCGACGCUUCAUGGAUAGGUGGAAAUUGGACUAUUUCUUCACUAAAAUACCCACAACUGUGUCUGCCUCAUUUACAAAGAGACAGUCGCUGUUUUUAAAGAGUUCAAUGUGAGGCGAUAUUACCAAACAAGACACGCUGACAUGUACCACAAGAUUACAGGGAAGAUACGCAUUGAGAAAUUGAAGCAACUUGAAGCUAGUUUAAUUUCACAGCAGCAAGAUACCGACAGUCGAACGCCACAAAGGCUAGUUGCGAGAUUGUUGAAAUUAUUAAUUAAAAAUAAUAAUAAUAAAGCAAAUGUGACACACAGAAUGGCUUGCUAAAAUUUGCUUAGAUAUAUUGUUCUACGUAAAGGACGUCAGCCAAGGUCGGCCCCACACAUUUUUACCACACCAAAUGUGGCCCCCUUUGCAAAAAGUUUGGACACCCCUGUUCUAAACAUUUAUUAAUCAUUCUAUGAAAAUGAAUUCAUAUGUUCAAAAUGUCACCUAAUGCAAGACCAGCCUAUACAUUUUUGCAACUUCAAUAAAAUCAACAACACACAACCGCAUAAAACAUACAGUAUAAAGCAUAAAAUACUUUCAGGAUAAAUGAGCUAUACACAAACGUGUGAUCUUUUUAUGUAUACAGUACAUUAUAGCAGGAUUUAGCAAUAAAACAUACCAUAUGACCAUUGCCUCUUCGUGCUAUUUAUAACUUCAACCAAGUGGGGGCCAAAUUG
Molecule: messenger RNA, 3408 nt
Organism: Corythoichthys intestinalis (scribbled pipefish)
Lineage: Eukaryota; Metazoa; Chordata; Actinopteri; Syngnathiformes; Syngnathidae
Product: fibrinogen-like protein 1
Exons: 7
Coding region: 104-1075 (323 amino acids)
Biological process (GO): blood coagulation
Source: RefSeq, a predicted model, not a curated record